Messenger RNA from Ceratotherium simum simum (southern white rhinoceros), 983 nucleotides. It is a transcript of the gene GCA, whose product is annotated as grancalcin. Gene Ontology annotation, molecular function: calcium ion binding. NCBI's taxonomy places the organism in Eukaryota, Metazoa, Chordata, Mammalia, Perissodactyla, Rhinocerotidae. The record is from RefSeq and is a predicted model, not a curated record.
UGGAGAGGGCGGUCUCGGGGAAGUGAACCGUGCGGCAAGCGUGCUUUCAGCCCCACCUGCAAAAGCGCCUGCGCCUGCGCCUUUCUCCCAGCAGGGCAGACGCGGACUCGGAGGGUGACGGGAGCUCGCUCGGCUCGUCAUGGCCUACCCGGGAUACGGAGGAGGGUUUGGAAAUUUUAGUGGUCAGAUGCCAGGAAUGCAGAUGCAAAUGGGACAGUCAGUGCCAGGAACAGGGCCAGCUGUGCCCCCUGGUGGAUACCCCGGAUACCCACCGUAUCCAGACAGUUAUUCCUCAGCAGGAGAUCCCAUGUGGACGUACUUCACUGCUGUUGCUGGACAGGAUGGUGAAGUGGAUGCUGAAGAACUUCAGAAAUGUUUGACACAGUCUGGAAUCAGUGGAACUUAUUCUCCCUUCAGUUUGGAAACCUGCAGAAUUAUGAUUGCCAUGUUGGAUAGAGAUUACACAGGAAAAAUGGGAUUUAGUGAAUUCAAAGAACUUUGGGCAGCUCUUAAUGCCUGGAAACAAAACUUCAUAGCUAUUGAUCAAGAUCAGAGUGGCACAAUAGAGCCUCAUGAACUGAAUCAAGCCAUUGCUGCUAUGGGUUAUAGAUUGAGUCCUCACACAUUAACUGCUGUUGUUAAACGUUAUAGCAAGAAUGGCAGAAUCUUCUUUGAUGAUUAUGUUGCUUGCUGUGUAAAGCUUCGAGCAUUGACAGAUUUCUUUAGGAGAAGAGACCACUUGCAACAAGGGGUUGUGAAUUUCGUAUAUGAUGAUUUUUUGCAGUGCACUAUGACAAUUUGAAUAUCUGGAAUUUGAAAGGUGAAGAAAUACUGUGAAUUUUUCUGCUUGGAAGAAAUGAACUGGAUCCCUUUGAAUUAACACUUUUGGGGCUUUUCCAUAUUCCUACCUGUUAAAUCUUUUCCCUUUCUAUGUGUUUUUACUUUAGCACACAGUUCAAAGCAAUAAAAGAGAUGUUUUUGUA